Messenger RNA from Caenorhabditis sp. 36 PRJEB53466, 4147 nucleotides. NCBI's taxonomy places the organism in Eukaryota, Metazoa, Nematoda, Chromadorea, Rhabditida, Rhabditidae. The record is from the annotation of a GenBank genome assembly.
AUGGACGGUGAGUUUUCGCGUUCAAAAACGCAAAAAAGAGAACAACGGUCCGAAAAAUCAGUUGCUCCCGUUUUUAUUUCGAAAAGCAAUUCGAAACCAGACCGACAUCCCGGUUUUUAAUACUAAUAUUUCAGAAACAGUGAUGUUAUUUCAAUGCUGAAAGGAAUUUUCGAGAAAUUUCUCAAAAUUACUUCUUUCGAUGUAGACUGCCCAAAACAACGAAAACUUCCAAACUAUCUCCAUCAAUACCUUCCUAAUUUGCAGCUCCUCGCCCUCAAACCCGCUUUCCCGUUCCUUUCGCGGCCAUUUGUCACUCAUUCGCCCCGUCUUGCCUCCUUUCCUCAUUUCUUCCCCGACUGGACGGCUAAACGGCCUUGGCUUUGCUCCAAUUCGCUCUGUCUCCCUCUUUCUCUCUUUCUUUUCAAUCGAUUUUCGGCGAAAUUGUUUCGAAAACGGAGAGACGCAGAGUUUGCGCUCACGAGACGCUCACGACGAGAGAGCACUGGGAACGGAGAGGUUGCGGAGAGGGAGACAUAGAAAAAAGGGUCACUCAUUCGGACGGACAAACGAAUGCGAGCGUGUGUGUGUGUGCUUUCCGUGUCUCCGCGACAUUUUUUGACCCGAUUUUCUAUGUUUUCUCUGCGCUUCGCACUGAUUUUCCGACCAAUUGAUGAUAGUAAUUAGGGAAACGUUCAGCUAGACAUUGUCGAGAAGCAGGUGAUUCCGAUUCGAUUCAAUUUCCGAUUUUUUACACUUUUUCUUGAAAAGCUUGCAAAAACAGGUGCACAUGCUCUUUUUCCAACCUUUUCCGAAAUUUCUAGGCCUUGCGUUUUCUGGUUCUCUAAAAAUUGGCAUUUUUCUGGCUAGGACGAGUAUUUACAAGGAACAGGAUUCACGAGCUGAAAAUUCGUUAUUUUUCGAAAAAACUGGAAUUUCAGUUCUAUUCCUUGAGCUUUCCCACUCGUACUUCAAUUCUACAGCCAGCUAGUAGUAUUUGGCCGCAAAAAAUCCCAAAUAUUACACUUUUCUAUCUCUUCCUGCGUCUCCGUUUUUUCCUCUAUGAAUAUUCAUUUCUUUUCUCCCUUUUGUUAUCCGCUCCGUUCCUCUCCCAUUUCUCUUCCACUCCGCCGCACAAUAGCGGAAAACGAAUAAAGCGUGAAAAAUGGCGGCUUUUCCUAGCUCUUAACUGGUUUUCUCUAUUUCUCCAGCUUUUUACGGGGGGCGUGGCACUAAAAAAAGUAUUCGAGAAAAUGACGCCGUUCGAUGCAGCGUUUCAAAUAAGACCAAGGUUCAAUUGCUCAAACUGGCAUGAAAAGUGCUAACCCCGCCCCUUUCAAGCCAUUUCAAGACACUCUGACCUAAUAAAUCUUUUUUUUCAAAUUUUUAAUAAUCGAACCUCGGUCUUAUUCUCAACGCUGCAUCGAAUGGUGUCAAUUCUUUUGUUCCACGCCCCCUUCAACCAGAAACAGUUUUUCCUUUCGAUUCUCUCGCGUAAAAUGUGUCAAACUCGGAAUACGAACUGAUAAUAACGCGUGGCCAGCACUUGCAGAACAAAUGGCCGACGACUAUUCGGAGGAGAAGCCCGCCUUGCAGCAGGGACUCAAACGGACGCAAGACGCGUCGGACGGGCCCGCCAACAAAAAGGCGCACUUUGGACAGAACGACGACGACGGCUCGGGCGACCAUCUGGCGAUCAAGAUUCUGAUUCCGUCGAACGCGGUCGGCGCGAUCAUCGGAAAGGGCGGCGAGGCGAUGCGCAAUCUCAAGAACGACAAUAACUGCCGCGUGCAGAUGAGCAAGAACAGCGAGACUUAUCCAGGUACGGGGAGAAUUGGGGAAAUCUAGAGAAAAAACGACAAAUCUCGUCGAGUGUCUCCCAGAAUCUAGUAAAAAUGUGUACAUUUGUUUUGCAGGAACAUCUGAGCGCAUCUGCCUGGUGAAGGGCCGUCUCAACAACAUAAUGGCGGUGAUCGAGUCGAUCCAGGACAAGAUCCGCGAGAAGUGCGCCGACCAGACGGGCUCCGACGCGUUCGACCAUAAGAACACGUCGCGCGGCGCCGAAAUCAAGAUUGUAAUGCCGAACACGUCGGCGGGCAUGGUCAUCGGAAAGUCGGGCGCCAACAUCAAGGACAUUCGCGAGCAGUUCGGCUGCCAAAUCCAAGUGUACCCGAAGGCCGGCUCCACCGAAGCCAAGACCUCGCUCGAGAGAGUCGUCACUGUCGCCCACGACGAAUCCGGGGUGAGCGCCGCGUUUUUUCUUCGGGAAAUUGAGAUUUUUAAAAGAACUACUAGCAUUUCAAGACAUCGGGUGUAAGUGCCGCAUAUCCAAUCAGAAAUUUGAGAAAACUAUAAAAACAUUCAGAAAUUUCCAAAUUGAUGUAGCCAAAGACUUCCCUUGUAAAGAAAAUUCAUGAAAAUUAUCUCACAUUCCCUUUUUCCAGGCCCUGAUCCAAGCGGCCGCGCGUGUUCUCGAAAAGGUGGCCUCGGACCCGCACCACUCUUCGGAAAUCAACAAGGAGGACUUUGGAAAGGGCUCCGGCCCGAACGGAUCUUCCGGAUCGGGGCCAGUCGGAGGACCGGGCGGACCACCGAACAACGCGCCGUUCUCCUCGACGCCAGCCUUCAACGGUUCGCAAAUGAACAUCGGAUCGGCCGGAUUCGGGCCUUCGGGACCGGGCGGAUACGGCGGACAGCAGCAGUUCGGAGGGCCCUCUUUCGGAAACGGAGCACCGAAUGCAAAGUAUCCGAUGAGCGGACUGGGAAACAACGAACUGCUCUCGUUCCUGGACAACCUGCAGUCGACACUGCGCACCUCCGGAUUCAACGAGCAGAGUGUGUCGGAAGUGAUGCAGGCGAUGCAGGUAAUUGUUUGGAAGUGACAAAUGAUCGGAAAACAGCAAAAAUGGCGGAUUCCGAAAGGCCGGACACGAACAUGUAUCUUUAAAGGAAUGGAAGAGAAACUGCACGCUAGACCAUCUAAUUGAUAGCAGCAUUCUGACUUUUUGACGAUUUUUCAGUAUUCUUUCAGUGAUAAUCGACGUGAAAACAUAAAAAAAAACAGUUUUUAAGUUUUUACUGAAAAAUCGGUCAAGUUUAAGGAAAAACGCGAAAAAAAAUAAUGGCCUAGCGUACGGUUGCUCUUCCCUUCCUGAAUGAGCGAAAUUUUUGAAAUUCUGGUUAUAAAAUGUGAGCGUAGUCAGUUACUAGUCCUAAAUUGCUUGCAGGUGCUCGCCAAAUACAAUAUCAUGGGCCUGGGCCUCGGAUUGGGCGUGGCGGCGAUGGCGCAAAUGCGUACGGGCCAGGAAGGUGGCAUGUCGGCCAACCAUGGAUCGGCGGGCUUCGGCGACGGAUACGGAGGAGGACCGCAAGGUGGUCCCGGCGGACCGGGUGGACCCCCGCAGGGCGGCAACGAUCAGGUGCGGAGGGGAGGAAGGAAUGGAGGCGGCGGAAGGAUACGCGGCGGAGAGGAUGAGGACGGAAGAGUUAUGGCGAGAGCCGUCAGGAGGAGAUUCUGAGCCCGCGAGGCCCACUUUUCUCUCUUUUUUCCCGUAAAUUUACUGAUCUUGUUCCUCUUUUUCUUGUUAACAUUCUUAUCCGGGGCUGGGCAAUUGACCGGUCGGGGCUUUUGUACUACUAGCAGUAUUCGGAUUGGAUCCAAACUUUGUAGGAAUCUUAUGUUUGGAUUACUGUAAUCGAAAGGCACUCCAUUGCGGUCUAUUCAAGACGCUCUAUCUCAACUGUGCGUAGAGACAUAUUGCCAUGAAUGAACGGUACUGGGACGCUCCUCUAUUACAGUAUUUACGGAGUUGAGAAAUAACGAUUUAAGACUGGAAAGGCCGAUCUUUUACGGCCCUAAAUCGAUAUAUCUGAAAUAGACCCAAAAUACUUCGAGCAAAGUCCAUGAAACCUGCAAAGCUUGGCCCCGAAAGCCCGGCUCGGCCUCUUUCCCAUGCCUAUUUUAACCUGAAUCUCCUCUCUGUCCUCUCCUCGAAGAAUCUCAAAUAUCUCGGCGCAGCAUUCCAUUCCUUUGGGGCCUUAUUUUUUUAAAAGAUAGCAACUUACCACCUUUUUAUCCGAAAAAAUCGACUAAUCUAUCUAAUUAUCUCUUUAAAAAACGCAUUAUUUUCAGUCUUACUGGCGCCGAUGA